Molecule: messenger RNA, 3089 nt
Organism: Carassius gibelio (silver crucian carp)
Lineage: Eukaryota; Metazoa; Chordata; Actinopteri; Cypriniformes; Cyprinidae
Exons: 2
Coding region: 881-2833 (650 amino acids)
Source: RefSeq, a predicted model, not a curated record
UGAUUUAUUAAACUAAAUGUUCAGAUUUAUCCACUUAAAAUGAUUUGGCGUUGUGUUAUUUGCUGCCUCUUUGUGGCAUUGUCGUUAAGAGCUCUGCUGAGUCACAUAAACACCGUGCAUAGUUCCAGCCCGGAUUUCCACGUGAUCUGUGGGAUUGAUGGUUGCGCUCAGGAAUAUCGAGUCUACAACUCAUUUUACUAUCAUGUCAAACGGAGGCAUUCUUCGCAUUUUAUCAGUCACAAAUCGAGGUCAAGUGGAAGCCAAAAUUCCGCUCAAGCUAAAGGGAACAAUUGCCGUGCGUGUGCAUCUGCAGAUAUUGGAAUCCAAGUGGAAGAGAGACUUUUCGAGAAUUUCGGUAUCCCACUUCAGCCAGAAUUUCUGCCAAAUGAACAUGUGUCAAGCAUACCAGGAAAUACCAACGACGAGGACAAUUUUAACUUUACCGGUGGCCAAGCACCAGACAUAGCCGAUUCCGCCAGCUCUGUUGAUGGCGCUGCGUCUACACCGUUGACUGAACCUGAACAAGAGGCAAUGCACCAUGAAGAAAGUGAUGAGCCUGAAGUUGAUAAACUGAGAAAGCAUGCUUCUGCAUUUGUACUGACUUCAAGAGUGAAACACUGCCUUUCCCAGGUAGGACACUGGACAGUGAAUUGUGAAAUUACAGAAAUAAACAUGAGUUCUUACAUUUUUUUUCUCAGCGAGCUGUCAGUGACAUCAUUUCCGGGGUGCAGCAGUAUCAAGCCUCACUGUUGGACUGCCUUCGGAGCCAAAUUACAGAUGUUAUUCACAGACAAUCUGGAGUCACUGAUCAAUUGAUGAGUGAAGUUCUGGACAUUUUUAAUAAUUUUGAAGACCCUUUGAAACAGUUUCCACCACAUAUAUGCAAGAUUCAAAUAUAAAAAAGCAGUUCAAGGUAGUUGAAGCCGAAGAAAUUGAAAUUUCCCAGACUGCAUCCUUUAGGAGAAGAGGAGCCUCACAAGCUCUAACAAUAAGAAAAAUAUGCUUUUACUAUAUUCCUUUGGUGCGAAGUUUGGAACAACUACUUUCACAUCCAAUGAUUGUAGCAAUGUUUGACAAUGGACCAAACCAAAUGGAUUUGGAUGGAUUUGUCAAUGACAUUAUUGAUGGGGAUAUUUUGAAGUCCCAUCCACUGUUCUCUGUGAGACCCAAUGCUCUGCAGCUUAUCCUGUAUACUGAUGAGAUAGAACUGUGCAAUCCUCUGGGGUCGUAUGCCUCAAAAAACAAACUGUUAAUGGUGUACUACACUUUGGGCAAUAUAAAUCCUAAACACAGGUCUAAGUUAGCUGCCAUCCGUCUACUUGCCAUUGCAAAAUCAAGUGAUAUCUCUCAGUGUGGUGUAGAUGUGAUUUUGCAGAGAAUACAAGAGGAUUUGAAUUUGUUGUAUAAUGGAGUGAACAUCAAAACUGCCCACGGGGAGCGAACACUGUAUGGUGCAGUAGUUUCUUUCUGUGGCGAUACCCUAGCUCAGCAUGAGCUAACGGGCUUUAAAGAGGGAGUUGGAUUUGCAUUCCGAAAAUGCCGACACUGUGAGUGUAGUUUUGAGGAUAUGCAAGUUCACUUUGAUGCAGAAAACUUUGUCAAAAGGUCUUUAGAUAGACAUGUCAGACAGUGUAAUGAAAUUGAGAGGGCAGCCACAGACUUUCUGAGAAGCAGUUUGAAAACCACUUAUGGAAUUAAUAGGAAAAGCAAACUAAUUGAUUUCCCAGCCUUUGAUCUCAUCAGGCAAACACCUCAGGAUAUUAUGCAUGUGAUAUUAGAAGGUGUGGCACCACUGGAAGUUAAAACUGUACUUAAACAUCUUGUGCUAUCAGGGCAGCUGGAACUGGACACAUUUAACAGUGCUAUUCUAGGAUACCCAUACUCCACUGAUGUCCGAGAUAAACCUUGCCCUAUUACUGUCACAACAUUAUCAUCGAAUGAAAACAGACUAAAGCAAUCAGCUGGGCAAAUGCUUGUCUUAUUGAAGAUUCUGCCAUUCGUGUUGGACAGCUGUGAAAGAAACGAGUACUUUCAAGUGAUUAUUGAGUUAAUAGAGAUUGUUCAGAUCUUAUUUGCACCAGUUAUUGCGUUGACCACUGCAGAAAAGCUUAAGUUGCUUAUUAAGCAACAUUUGAGCAAUGUUAAACGGUUAUUUCCUGAGAACAAUAUAACACCAAAGCAACAUUAUUUGAUACAUAUUCCUGAACAGAUUAAAGAUUUAGGUCCAAUGGUCAGACACAUGUGUAUGCGAUUUGAAUCAAAACACUGUUUUUUCAAACAGUGGUCUUCCAAGUUAAAUUUUAAGAAUGUUUGCAAGUCCUUGGUUAAACACAAUCAGAUGUUUGAGAGUUGUCAAAAUGUCAGUCGUGAGAAUCACCCAAUUUUUUCAAAAGACAUUCUAUUGGGUCCUGUAUCUGAAGUGGAAAAUAUGAAGUAUGUGCAGGAUAAAAUGAGAGCUUUUUUGGGUGUAGAAAACGUGCAUCAUGUGGUGUCUGCAAAAUGGCUUGAGCUAAGUGGCAACCGGUAUGUGCACCAGAAAUCAGUGAUUGUAAUCAAUGUUAAUGAAGGCGUUCCUGUAUUUGGGCUCAUAAAGGACAUGUACAUUGUAAAUUAUUCCUUGUAUUGCUUUGAAUGUCAAGUUUAUAAUACAGUGGGUUUCAGUCGUGAGUUUGCUUCUUACGAAAUUGAGGUCCCAAACCUUGCUCAAGCCACUGAGAUAGUGGAUUCAGAUAAAAUUGUAGAUUAUACAUCAUAUUACGCACUCAGUUUUAAGAACCGUACUUACAUUCCUCUGAAGUAUUAUCUCGGAGAUGUGUGUGAGAUUUACAAGUGAACCACUAACUGCUAAUUUAAUGGAAAACAAAUAAAAGUAAAGGGAAAGCACAGUCAGUUUCCUCUCUCCUUGGUUUCUUUUUUUUUUCUUUACCUGACUGUACUGAUCUAAAAGAUAAGACAUUUUGCUAAAAAAAAUAUAUGUCCAGUACCUUGUGUGUACUUGGUUAUUGUUAAAGGAUUAGUUCACCCUGAAAAUGAGAAUUUCCUAAACCUUUACUCACCCAAAUGCCAUCGAUCGUUUCUGUCUUCAGUGG